CGCCUCACUCUCAAUUCUUUUAACCUCAAAUAUAAGUUCAAAUGUGUUUAACGUGACCCAACACCAAAAUGCUCGUUGCGGAACUAAACUCGGCUCUAAUUCUCACCUCUGGUGACACCCUCCUCUUGCCGGCUUCCAACCAACUGAUCAAAAUUCCGCCCCCCGACGUGCCGCCGAACCUAACCAAGGGGCAGCUGCAAGUCCUCAAUAAGCAAGACCGGACCAUCACCUCCGUCACUACGUCCCGUGACGGUAAGCACAUCGCCGUCUCCACCGAAAACAAGCAAAUCGUGGUCUUCGACGCCGCGUUCCGCAUCGUGAGCAACUUCAUAGUCAAUCGUGCCCCCAGUAAAAUACUUUUUACGAAAUCCGGCGACAUGCUGGUGGCGGACCGCACUGGAGAUGUGUAUUUGUACAAGCGCGAAAAAACCGAACCCGUUUUGUUACUGGGGCAUCUGAGCAUGAUUCUCGAUAUGGCGUUAAGUGAGUGCGAAAAGUACAUAAUAACUUGCGACAGGGACGAGAAAAUUCGCGUGUCGCGCUUCCCGAACACGUACAACAUUGCGAGUUUUUGUUUGGGGCACGACGAGUUUGUGAUUAGGGUUGUAGUGAUUAAGGGGGUUUUAGUGUCUGCGAGUGGGGAUGGAACCGUACGGGUGUGGGACUACGUGAAGGGGGCGCAACUGUGUAGUAUUGAUACGAAUUUGUGUGUUAAAGACGAAAAGUUGCUGGAGGAGUUUUCGGGUGUGAUGGAUAGGGAAAAAGUGGAUGUCACUGCGUUACCGAUUACGGACAUGCAGGUGGUUUGUGACGGUGAUUGUUUAGUAGUGGCGGUGUCUCUGUACAGUUGUAGGGACGUCCAGUUGUAUAGGGUCGAGUUAGAGGGUUAUAACUGGACUGUGUUAAACUCUGUUGAACCUGUAGAUGCCCUUCACAAGUUUUAUUUAAGUAAAAACUUAUAUAUUUUUGAUAGUUUUAAAGUAAGUGUUUACAAUUUAUCAAACAGUGCUUUAAUUAAUAGUGAUAAACAAAUGGAUGAGUUUUAUGAAAAACAUAAAAAUGUUUUAAAAAUAAGCGAGAACGAGAUUACAGUUUUAUAUAAACGGAAGUUUGACAACGUGCAGGAGUACUUGGAGAGGAAAAAACUAAGACUAGAGAGUGGGAAAUAAAAUUGGUUUGACUGAAA
Zophobas morio is the source of this 1186-nucleotide messenger RNA. RefSeq names its product tRNA (guanine-N(7)-)-methyltransferase non-catalytic subunit wdr4-like. Gene Ontology annotation, cellular component: tRNA methyltransferase complex; nucleus; cytosol. NCBI's taxonomy places the organism in Eukaryota, Metazoa, Arthropoda, Insecta, Coleoptera, Tenebrionidae. Bases 69 to 1169 code for a protein of 366 amino acids. Gene Ontology annotation, biological process: tRNA modification; RNA (guanine-N7)-methylation. The record is from RefSeq and is a predicted model, not a curated record. The transcript has a single exon. Gene Ontology annotation, molecular function: protein binding.